Molecule: messenger RNA, 374 nt
Organism: Staurois parvus
Lineage: Eukaryota; Metazoa; Chordata; Amphibia; Anura; Ranidae
Source: the annotation of a GenBank genome assembly
GGACACAGCGGAUCACCGAUCACGGAAAGAGCCAAAGAUGCCGGCUCGGGCAUGUGAUCAGCUGUGUCCAAUCACAGCUGAUCACAUGGGACAUGUACACUGAUCAUCAGGGCACUGAUGAUCAGUGUGCCCUGAUGAUCAGUGUAGCCCCAGCCGUGCCAGCUGUCAGUGUCCAUCAGUGCCACAUCAAUGCCACAUAUCAGUGCCCAUCUGAGCUGCCUUUCAGUGUCACCCAUCAGUGCCACCUAUCAGUGCCACCUAUUAGUGCCAGUCAGUGCUGCCUAUCAGUGCCAUGUAUCAAUGAUGCCUGUCAACGCAUAUCAGUGCUGCCAAUCAGUGCACCUAUCAGUGCGCAUCAGUGCCACCUAUCAGUG